AUGGGAAGGUCGUCAUUGUCGCCAUUCGCGACAUCGAGCCGGAGGAGGAAAUUUGCAUCUGCUACAUGGACGUCGACAUCAUGGAGAGCGACAGAAAGACCCGCCUGCAAUGGUGCCAACAAACCAUGGGCUUCACCUGCCAGUGCGAGGUGUGUAGUAAUCCGAGCGGAAAAAAUGGUAUUGGAUCCUCUCGCGCCCUCGGUGACCGCCGCGAUAUGUGCUCGCCGGGGACGACUGCAAAAAAUAACACGGAGGGUAAAAGCUGCAGUGAGGCGGCUCGGAAAAGAACCAAACAAAACGCCAACUGGGACGACUUCCUAG
Molecule: messenger RNA, 321 nt
Organism: Amoebophrya sp. A120
Lineage: Eukaryota; Dinophyceae; Syndiniales; Amoebophryaceae
Source: the annotation of a GenBank genome assembly